CGAAACAGGAGGCGACAGAACAAGAAACAGCAAUGUCAAGAAGUUUGUCGAGCCCGCACUGUGUCGUGUACAGGGCUUCUUUAAGCUGAACAAACAAACAAACAAAGAGAUAAACAGACGAAAGAGAAGCGUGUAGUCGGACUCGGACACACAGACAUGGAGGGUGUGUAUGGAGGAUGGGGCAUGACCCCGCUCAACCCAGUCCAAGCAGUGAACCCCUUCAUAGAGAUCAUCGAGCAGCCAAAGCAGCGGGGGAUGAGGUUUAGGUAUAAGUGUGAGGGACGUUCAGCCGGCAGCAUCCCCGGAGAGAAGAGCAACGACACCACUAAGACCCACCCAGCCAUCAAGGUGCACAACUACAGCGGCCCGCUGCGUGUUCGCAUCUCGUUGGUGACGAAGAACGCGCCGCACAAGCCUCACCCCCACGAACUGGUCGGGAAAGACUGCAAGCACGGCUACUACGAGGCGGACCUGCAGGAGAGAAGGAUACACAGUUUUCAGAACCUCGGCAUACAGUGUGUGAAGAAGAAGGAUGUGAAUGAGGCCAUCACUUGUCGGCUGCAGACCAAUAAUAACCCCUUCAACAUUCCCGAGGCGAAGGUGUGGGAGGAGGAGUUUGACCUGAACUCGGUUCGCCUUUGCUUCCAGGCGUCCAUCACUCUGUCCUCGGGGGAUCUGUUUGCACUGGAGCCCGUGGUAUCGCAGCCCAUCUAUGACAACAGGGCCCCAAACACAGCUGAGCUGAAGAUCUGCAGAGUCAACCGCAACUCUGGAAGCUGCAAAGGAGGCGAUGAGAUCUUUCUGCUGUGUGACAAAGUACAAAAAGAGGACAUCGAGGUGCGUUUCUUCCAGGACUCCUGGGAGGGAAAGGGCACGUUCUCCCAGGCCGAUGUCCACAGGCAGGUGGCCAUUGUGUUCCGCACACCGCCGUACCGCGACACUAACCUCACCGAGCCCAUUAGAGUCAAGAUGCAGCUCCGCCGGCCCUCUGACCGCGAGGUCAGCGAGCCGAUGGACUUCCAGUACCUUCCCGCUGACCCAGAUGAAUACAGGCUGAGUGAGAAGAGAAAGCGUACAGGGGACAUGUUCCAGAACCUGAAGCUGGGGCCAAUGCUGUCUAGUGUGUCCAUUCCACAAGAUAGACGGCACAUAAGCCCGGCAAGGAGAACAGUCACAGCCAAGCCUCCAUCGAUGAAUGCACAAGCAGCUGUGGUGCCCCCUGGUGCCACCGGAGCUAAGGCCCAGCCUUCCUACUCAUAUCAACCAGGCCAGCUGUUCUCCGUCCAGCCCAAGGUCGAGGCCUCCCCCUCUAAUGCGACUACAAACCAAACGUGGAGGAUCAUGGAGAGCCUGAACCUGGGCCCCCAGCCCAAAGCCUCUCCGGUGCCCAACUUCACAAUGACCCAGGCACUAUCCUCCUGUUCCUCCAUCGCCAUUUCCACCGCCAACCAGGACUACUCGACCGUCAACCUGUCGGACCUUCACGAGUUCUUCCCCAACAUCUCCACGGCCAUCGCCCAGGAGACGGCAGCUUCUCAGGGCAGCACGGCCUCCUCGCAGGCCGGCAGCUCCUUCACCCUCCAUGGCUCUCAGUUCCGGGUGGACCCCCCGCUCGGGGACGACGACAUCCCAGAGUUCCCUAGCUUUUCCGAAGCCCAGGCCCCGGGCGUCCUGGACAACCUAAACAUGGAUGACUUUGAGGACCUUCUGCACCCCGCCCUCAUGAACGAGAGUGGAAACAACGUGACAUUGGCUCAAGCUAUGUGCCAGCAAGCCGCCCCUCCCAGCUCUUCUUCCGCCGCCCACAUCGCAGCGUCCCAUAACACUUCCGACGCCGCCGGCCUCCCAGGGAGCACCUGGAUGAAUUACCCCAACAGCAUCGUCAGCCUGCUCCAGAACGAGGGCAUGAAUGACAUCGCGUCCAACAACGGCAACUACCGGCCCGCCGUGCUGGAUGAGUUUGACGAGUUGAUGUCCGCUGAUGAGGAUCGUCUCAUUUCCAUUUUUAACAGUGGAAGCCAAGCUGGGUUCGUGUCAGGACACCCGACUUAAAGUUUGUCCGUGCCAUUUUUUUUUUACGGACAUAUUUACUGCUUGUAUCUGCCCUUUUAACCUUUUAAAAGAAACAAUGCGGAUGCAAUAAGACUGUGAGAGACAGAAUGUAGCAAAACUGCUCACUGUGGACAUGCAAGGACUUUUCACGGUAUUCAAUUAGUGGCUUUUGCCGGGCCUUUAUAGACGGGUUUCUGUGCAAUGUCAUCGCAGAGAUGCGCACACAGCUAGGGGGCAGAAAGCACGGUAUCAUGUCUAUGGAUGGAAAAUGUUUAAU
Molecule: messenger RNA, 2329 nt
Organism: Sebastes umbrosus (honeycomb rockfish)
Lineage: Eukaryota; Metazoa; Chordata; Actinopteri; Perciformes; Sebastidae
Gene: rela
Product: v-rel avian reticuloendotheliosis viral oncogene homolog A
Exons: 11
Coding region: 157-2052 (631 amino acids)
Biological process (GO): canonical NF-kappaB signal transduction; non-canonical NF-kappaB signal transduction; cellular response to stress
Cellular component (GO): cytoplasm
Molecular function (GO): RNA polymerase II cis-regulatory region sequence-specific DNA binding; DNA-binding transcription factor activity, RNA polymerase II-specific
Source: RefSeq, a predicted model, not a curated record